GUUUCUAACUUUCUAUUAAUUCGCCAGUCGCUUCUCUUCCUCCUCACUGCCUCUCUGGUCACGGAAACAACAAAAAAACUCGUCUCUCGUCUCUCUGCUCUGCGCAACUAGAGAAUACGGAAAAACAAUGAAGAUAGAAGAAGUGCAAUCGACUACUAAGAAGCAGAGGAUUGCCACGCAUACUCAUAUCAAAGGCCUUGGGCUUGAGGCUACUGGAAAAGCAAUCCCUUUGGCUGCUGGAUUUGUGGGUCAAGCAGCAGCAAGAGAGGCUGGUGGCCUUGUAGUUGAUAUGAUCCGCCAAAAAAAGAUGGCUGGAAGGGCACUUCUGUUUGCUGGACCUCCUGGAACUGGUAAAACUGCCCUUGCCCUUGGUAUCUCUCAAGAACUUGGCACUAAGGUCCCAUUUUGUCCAAUGGUUGGAUCAGAAGUCUACUCAUCAGAAGUAAAGAAAACUGAAGUCUUGAUGGAGAAUUUCAGAAGGGCUAUUGGUUUACGUAUCAAGGAAAAUAAAGAGGUUUAUGAAGGAGAAGUGACUGAACUAUCUCCAGAGGAAAUAGAAAGUGUGACUGGUGGAUAUGGUAAAGCCAUAAGUCAUGUAAUUAUUGGAUUAAAAACUGUUAAAGGAACAAAGCAAUUGAAGCUGGACCCAACCAUUUAUGAUGCCUUGAUCAAGGAAAAGGUAGCUGUUGGAGAUGUUAUAUAUAUAGAAGCAAAUAGUGGUGCAGUUAAAAGGGUAGGCAGGAGUGAUGCAUUUGCAACAGAAUAUGAUCUUGAGGCUGAAGAAUAUGUUCCUCUUCCUAAAGGAGAAGUUCACAAAAAGAAAGAAAUAGUUCAGGAUGUAACACUUCAUGAUCUUGAUGCUGCAAAUGCGCGUCCUCAAGGUGGACAAGAUAUAUUGUCACUAAUGGGUCAAAUGAUGAAGCCUAGAAAAACUGAAAUUACAGACAAAUUACGACAAGAAAUCAAUAAGGUUGUUAAUCGUUAUAUUGAUGAAGGGGUGGCAGAGCUUGUCCCUGGUGUCUUAUUCAUUGAUGAGGUGCAUAUGUUGGAUAUGGAGUGUUUUUCUUACUUGAAUCGUGCAUUGGAAAGCUCGUUGUCUCCAAUUGUAAUCUUUGCCACCAACAGAGGGAUAUGCAGUGUGAGGGGAACUGAUAUGUCAAGUCCUCAUGGGAUACCUGUGGACCUUUUAGACAGAUUGGUGAUUAUACGAACAGAAACCUAUGGUCCUGCUGAGAUGAUUCAGAUAUUGGCUAUUAGGGCACAAGUGGAGGAGUUGUCAAUAGAUGAAGAAAGUUUGGCUUACCUUGGUGAGAUUGGACAACAAGCAUCCUUAAGGCAUGCUGUUCAGUUAUUAUCACCUGGGAGUGUUGUGGCAAAAAUGAAUGGGCGUGAGGGUAUUUGCAAGGCGGAUUUGGAGGAAUCCAAAUCAAUUGUUCCGGCUUCAAUUUCGGUGCUCAUACUCGUGCAGAAGGAUUGUAGAAGCUGUGAACUUUUGUUUGUGAUCAUGGCUACUGGAUUCGCUCCAGCUUCCUUUACAAGUUUAAAGAACAGAGACAAUGGGUUGGGGUUUGCAAAAGCUUCAGAUUUUGUCAAAGUUUCAGACCUUAAGAGAGUUAAGUUUCAGAGAACCAAGAUAACUGUGAUAAAAAACUCAAACCCUGGUUCAGAUAUUGCAGAACUCCGACCUGCUUCUGAAGGGAGCCCUCUAUUAGUUCCUGUUCAGAAGUAUUGUGAAUCCACUCACAAAACUAUCAGGAGGAAAACCUGCACUGUUAUGGUUGGAGAUGUUGCUCUUGGUAGUGAACACCCUAUAAGAAUUCAAACAAUGACCACAACUGAUACUAAGGAUGUGGCUGCAACUGUGGAACAGGUGAUGCAAAUAGCUGAUAGAGGAGCUGAUAUUGUUCGCAUAACUGUACAAGGCAAAAGAGAGGCAGAUGCAUGUUUUGAAAUAAAAAAUACCCUUGUCCAAAAGAAUUACAACAUACCUCUAGUGGCAGACAUUCAUUUUGCUCCUUCAGUUGCACUCAGGGUUGCUGAAUGCUUUGAUAAAAUUCGUGUCAACCCUGGAAACUUUGCUGAUCGAAGGGCUCAGUUUGAGAAGUUGGAGUAUACAGAGGAAGAUUAUCAACAAGAACUUGAACAUAUUGAGAAGGUUUUUGUUCCAUUGGUUGAGAAAUGCAAGAAAUAUGGAAGGGCAAUGCGUAUAGGAACAAACCAUGGAAGUCUUUCUGAUCGUAUCAUGAGCUACUAUGGUGAUUCUCCUAGAGGAAUGGUUGAGUCUGCAUUUGAGUUUGCAAGAAUCUGUAGGAAGUUAGACUACCAUAACUUUGUGUUUUCAAUGAAAGCAAGCAACCCAGUGAUUAUGGUGCAAGCAUAUAGGCUUCUUGUAGCUGAAAUGUAUGUUCAGGGGUGGGAUUAUCCUUUGCAUUUGGGAGUUACUGAAGCUGGUGAGGGUGAAGAUGGACGUAUGAAAUCUGCAAUUGGCAUUGGGACUCUUCUUCAGGAUGGGCUUGGUGAUACCAUUAGGCUCAAAUUCAACAAGGAGUGGCACCAUUUGAAGAGAAGAACAGACGUUAUUUUUGAUUUUCAAAGGAGAACUGGUGAUUUGCCUGUGCAGAAGGAGGGUGAAGAGGUAGAUUAUAGAGGUGCACUCCAUCGUGAUGGAUCUGUUCUCAUGUCUGUUACACUUGAUCAGUUAAAGACACCAGAACUGUUCUAUAAAUCAUUAGCAACAAAACUUGUUCUUGGUAUGCCAUUUAAGGAUCUUGCAACUGUAGAUUCUAUCUUGUUGAGGGAACUUCCACCUGCAGACGAUAAAGAUGCUCGACUAGCUCUUAAAAGAUUGAUCGAUGUAAGUAUGGGAGUAAUAACUCCUUUGUCAGAACAAUUGACAAAGCCUCUACCCAAUGCCAUGGUUCUAGUAAAUCUGAAGGAGUUAUCAACUGGAGCUCAUAAACUUUUACAAGAAGGCACACGUUUGGUGGUGAGUGUACGUGGUGAUGAGCCUUAUGAAGAGUUAGAAGUUUUAAAGACAAGCGAUGCUACAAUGAUUCUUCAUGAUCUUCCAUACACUGAAGAAAAAACUGGCAGAGUACAUGCUGCUAGGAGGCUAUUUGAGUAUCUCUCAGAGAACUCACUGAAUUUCCCUGUUCUUCACCACAUACAAUUUCCAAAGGGAAUUCCCAGGGACGAUUUGGUAAUUAGUGCGGGUGCGAAUGCGGGUGCUCUUUUAGUUGAUGGACUUGGAGAUGGUAUUUUACUAGAAGCUCCUGAUCAGGACUUUGAGUUUUUGAGGAACACGUCUUUUAACUUGUUACAAGGGUGUAGGAUGCGCAACACUAAGACGGAAUAUGUGUCGUGUCCGUCUUGUGGUAGAACUUUAUUUGAUCUUCAAGUGAUAAGUGCAGAAAUUAGAGAAAAAACAUCUCAUUUGCCUGGUGUUUCGAUUGCGAUAAUGGGUUGCAUAGUGAAUGGACCAGGGGAGAUGGCGGAUGCAGAUUUUGGAUAUGUUGGUGGUGCUCCUGGAAAGAUUGAUCUUUAUGUUGGAAAGACAGUGGUAAAACGGGCAAUUGCAAUGGAGAAUGCAACAGAGGCGUUGAUCCAGCUAAUUAAAGAGCAUGGACGUUGGGUUGAUCCUCCUGUUGAAGAGUAAAGAUACCAAUAUAUAUUGGUUAAAUAAAGCAAAUAAAAAGUGGUGAAAUGGAAAUUUGGCGUUAAAAGGAAAUACACGAGAAAAGAAGGAAGAUUAUUGUGGGUGAUAAGAUAUUUGAGAUGUAUAAGAUUAAGGAAAAUGAAAGAGAAAUGGAAAUAUUUAGUAGAUAUAUAUUGUGUGUUAUGAAAAUUACUGUAUUGUUGUAUAAAUACUGACUCAUACUCUAGUAGCAUGUGGAAGGAAAAUAGAAGUUAUUUUAGCAUUAAA
This is a messenger RNA of Lactuca virosa, 3922 nucleotides long. Lineage: Eukaryota; Viridiplantae; Streptophyta; Magnoliopsida; Asterales; Asteraceae. The record is from the annotation of a GenBank genome assembly.